UUCAAACAGCCGACGAAAAUGAAGGAGUUUAUAAUAUUUGUUGGAAUACUUGUUUCCUUUGUUAUAUUAUGUCCAGUACAUUCUAGCCAAAUCAACAAAGACCUGAGCGGUAAGCCGACUACACCUGAUGGAUCUAGAAGUAUUAACAGCCGUCUUUCAUAUGACCGGUAUCAUACUACAUCCACGAUUGAAAAUUACAUAGAUGAAAUUGCUGCUGAAUAUCCCAAUGUAGCAAAACUAGUAAUACCCACAAACUCCUUCCGUGGUAGACCCAUCAGAUAUUUAAAGAUAUCUAGCACAAACUUUGAAGAUAGAAGUAAGCCAAUUAUUUUUAUCGAUGGCGGAACUCAUGGCAGAGAAUGGCUUACAAUACCACCAGUUACUUACGCGAUACAUAAGCUGGUAGAGGAUGUUACAGAACCUGAUCUUCUCGAAAAAUUUGAUUGGAUACUACUACCAAUGGUCAAUCCAGAUGGAUACAAUCAUUCUAUUGAAAUAAAUGCUGCAUGGCACAAAAGCCGUUCAACUGAUAAUGAUCCCCUAAGCGUUGUCUGUAUCGGCGUAGACAUCGACAGAAACUUUGAUUUUUUCUGGGACACCGUCGGCACAAGCGAGAAUCCUUGUUCCAACUUCUACCCUGGAAACCGUACAUUCUCAGAAGUCGAAACGCGCAUGGUGCGUGAUAUACUUCAUGAGAACUUAGACAGAAUGCUGAUGUACAUUUCUAUGUCAAGUUUUGGAAGCAUGAUAUUAUAUCCGUGGGGCCACGACGGAUCACUAUCCAAUCAGGCCUUUGCCCUGCAUACUGUUGGAGUGGUUAUGGCAAAUGCUAUAAAAGAAAAUACUAUUCCGAGCUUUAUGGACUAUAGAGUUGGGAAUGAAGCUUUGGUACGCGGGUUUAUAGCAUCAGGGAUGUCUACAGACUACGCCCAUGAUAUUGGCGUGCCUUUGUCAUAUAAAAUAGAAUUGCCAGGGCUUUUUGGAGGUUUCUUUAUGAUGCCCGCUUAUAUCGAGCAAGUCGUCCGAGAAACAUGGGCUGGAAUAGUUGCGGGCGCAAGAAGAGCUAGUCAAUUACAAUAGACUGCAUGGAUAGUAUUAAAUAAACAAAUAAAUACUG
This is a messenger RNA of Leptidea sinapis, 1117 nucleotides long. RefSeq names its product carboxypeptidase B-like. The coding region runs from base 19 to 1080 and encodes 353 amino acids. Lineage: Eukaryota; Metazoa; Arthropoda; Insecta; Lepidoptera; Pieridae. Gene Ontology annotation, biological process: proteolysis. The record is from RefSeq and is a predicted model, not a curated record. Gene Ontology annotation, molecular function: metallocarboxypeptidase activity; zinc ion binding. The transcript has 4 exons.